Molecule: messenger RNA, 1811 nt
Organism: Cornus florida
Lineage: Eukaryota; Viridiplantae; Streptophyta; Magnoliopsida; Cornales; Cornaceae
Product: guanine nucleotide-binding protein subunit gamma 3-like
Exons: 5
Coding region: 867-1580 (237 amino acids)
Source: RefSeq, a predicted model, not a curated record
UACGACGUCGAGCUUUUCGCCCUUCCACUCUCUCUCACUAACUCUCUCUCUCUAUCCUCUCUCAGCAAAGUCUGCAAAACUCUGCAACCACCAUGACCCUGCUCUCGAGAGAACGACCAUACACAGAGUCACACACAGAUUUUAGCUCUUACUUUUACGUUUCCUAUUCUUACCCCCAAACUAUUAUUGAUUCUAAAUAUCUCCACCAGAACCUGCCUCUGCCUCCUCCUCCUAUUCCUAUCCCUAUUCCUAAUGUUGGUUUUUGUAUUUGUACAAACACAUCACUCACAGGUUGUUGUCUCUCACAUCCACUUCUACAAUUACUAUUCCAUGCCUCAAAACAAGACUUCUCUGCAGACACAUCUGUUUUCAGACCUCUCCUCCUCCUCACUUUUAAUUAUAGUAACUCCUCUUUUCAGUCUUAUUAUUACUCAAGUUAUUAUAUACUAUAGUUAGGUGCUUAGGUUCACACUUUUAACGAGAGACCUAGACUCUGCAACAGCAAACUGCUGCUAACAUAAAUGAAUCAUAUAUAUAUAUCUAUAUACACACACACAAAUACAGCUAAUUCUGCUUGACAGAACUUUUGGGUCUGGCCCAUAAUUAUCCCUAAUGUCAGUAAUCCUUAAUUAUUUUCUCUGUCUUCUUCUCUUUCUCCCUCUCUAAUGUUACCCACUACUACUACUACUAGCAUUUGUUUCUACUGCUAUUAAUACUGUACACUGCUUUGUUCACCGCAAUUAAUACUGUUUAUUACUUUGUUCGGUACUUAAAUUUAUAUAUAUAUAUAUAUAUACACACACACACACACACACACACAUAUGCUCUGUUCUGUUAGAAAAUAUUGGCGACAAGUUCUCUCAUAAAUGGCUGCUGCUGCUUCGGGCUGUUCUUCUUCGGUGCCGUCGCUGCCGCCGCCCAGACCAAAGUCGCCGCCAGAGUAUCCAGAUUUGUAUGGGAAGCGUCGGGAGCUGGCUAAGGUUCAGAUUUUGGAGAGAGAGAUUGGAUUUCUUCAGGAGGAACUAAAAUCUGUUGAAGGGCUUCAACCUGCUUCCCGAUGCUGUAAAGAGCUUGCUGAUUUUGUGGCGGCAAAUUCAGAUCCUUUGGUGCCUACAAGUCGGAAGAUUCGUCGGUCUUGUCGUUUCUGGAAGUGGAUCUGUGGAGCAUCCUGUUUCAAUUUCUCAUGGAUUUGCUGUAAAGGGUGCCGUAAUGAGUGCCGUAAUGAGUGUUGUAAUGGGUGCUGCAAUGAGUGCUGCCCUCAUCUUGAAAUGCCACAUUGCUGUGACUGUUAUUUGUGUAAUUGCUGCCAUUCAUGCAUCAGUUGUUCAAUACCGAAGUGCCAGUGUUGCCCGUGGCGUUGCUGUAGAUGCUUUCGAUGCUUUAACAAGAUCUCAUGCAAAAGAAGUUGUUGCACACUUCAAUGUCCAUCAUGCCCAUCAUGUCCAUCAUGCCCAUCAUGUCCGUCCUGCCCAGAUUGUUCUUGCAGCAGAUGGACAUGUUGUUUUCCCAAAUGUCCAAAUGUACAUCUUAGUUCCUGUUGUACAAAAAACAAAUGCUAUCCAUGUUGUUUAUGUUAUUGAGUAUAAGUUAUGCAAUAAUCUGAUAUGGAAGCUUUCUUCUUCAAAGUUUAAUUUUAUUUCUAUUGAAAAAACUCAACUCAACUCAACUCAACUAUACAAGUUUUAAUCCGAAAUACUAGGUACCGGCUACAUAGAAACCGUCCCCAGUCGGCUCUUUGUCACAUUCUUAUUUAUAUUGCUGUAUGUAUUUUGCAAAUACGGAGUGCUUAUGAACCGUUGAUUACAAUCAAA